Molecule: messenger RNA, 985 nt
Organism: Contarinia nasturtii (swede midge)
Lineage: Eukaryota; Metazoa; Arthropoda; Insecta; Diptera; Cecidomyiidae
Exons: 2
Coding region: 158-820 (220 amino acids)
Source: RefSeq, a predicted model, not a curated record
UUGAUCGCUCAUUCCGAGCAGCGAUUCUGUUGGAGAGUGUGUGAGAUCAACUUUCAGUCAUUGCUAACUUUCCGUUCGAAUCAGUUGUUCAUUUCGUAUUGUGUCUCUAUUUGGAGAAUUUACUGCAUACUCACGGAAAUCAACAUCGAAUUGAAAAAUGUGUAAAUUCAAUCAGAAUUUGUUUAUUGUUUGGUGUUCAAUUUGGUUCUUUCUGUUUAAAAUAUACAAUGCAUCACCGGUCGAUUUUAUGUUAUUGGACAACCUAAUUGAAGAACCACCAAAUGUACCCGAACACGAUUUAACUUAUGAUCAACGGCAAAAUGGAACUGAAAAUAUUCGUUUUCGCGUAAAUGGUGUAAUUUUGGCAUUCCCUUCGUCACAAUCGAAUCAGGCCAGCAGUGCUGUCGGUAAUUUAGCGGCUAACUAUUUACUUCAAUUGGCAGCGGGCACCGACGACGAUGAUGACAGUGAUUAUUUUCCAUUUGUGAAAAAUGCAAAUAAUGAAAACGGUGUGACGGCACCAUCAGACGAGAAAGAAGCGACCGAACCAGCUAAAGACGAUAAAAAUAAAAAGAAAGUUCAAUUGAAACCUGAACAAAUCAAAGAUAACAGUGUGAAACGCGUUGUUGUCGUCAAAGAGGGUGUCAAAGAUGAAGGUGUGGAAUUGUCACCAGAACAUGUUAAUCCAGUUGCUGUUGAUGAGCAACCCAAAUUGGAUGUUAUUCCCAUCAAGAAAGUUCAAUCGCGCCGAAAGAACAAACAUAAGCUCCGACUGGCUGGACUCUUGGACUUCCUUGAAAGGUACAAAGGACAGUUCUGAUUUCACUUGAUUUCAAUCACAUAAUUCAAAACAUUUUAUUCAAUUCAUUUAUUACUCAUAGCAUAUUUAUUGCAAUAGUUUUUCUUGUAUGUAAAAACAAGAAAUCAAAAAAAAAACUAGCUAAUUUUAUCAAUAAAACAUUUUAUCUGGAUCGAAUUAAUCGAA